AUGCGCCUCCGCGCCGCCGCCGCCGCCCUCUGCCUCUGCCUGCUGGGCGCCUGCCGCCUUCGCCGCGGGCUGGAGGCCGCCGCCGUGCGCGGCCCGUCGGCGGCCGCUCCCCAGCGACCCUCGGCAGCCGCGCCUUCCUCCGCCUCCUCCUCCUCCGCCGCCGCCGCCUCCCCCUUCUCCUCCCCGCCGCGGAGGGACGGAGCUCUCCGCAACGGCACGGUGGUGCCGCAUCAUUACAUGGUGGCCCUGUACCAGCGGCUGGCCGCCCGGCGCGCCCCCGGCCGCCGCGCCGACACCGUGACCGGCUUCGCGGAGCGGGCGCGCAGCGAUGCCUCCCCAUCCGCCUCGGAGCAGCGAUACCUCUUUGACAUCUCCAGCCUGCCUGAGGCAGAGGAGGUGACGGCUGCCGAGCUGCGGAUCCUGCGCUCCCUCCCUGAAAACCGGAGCUUGGCGCUGUCCCCCGAAGGCUCCUUCCACCACCUCCUCCUCGGCACCUGCCCCAGCCGGGAGGGCGAGGAGCCCCGGCUGCUGGACUCCAGGGCUGCGGACGUUUUGGACACGGGCUCCUCCAGAUGGGAGGUGUUUGAUGUCCGGGAGGCCUUGCGAGAUCGGAGGGAGAGCUCGCUGUCGGGACAGCUGCUGUGCUUCGUGCUGAGGAUCGCCUCGGAUGGCUCGGGGCAGCUCCUGCCCCCCCGGCAGCUGGGCUUCGGCAAACCCCGGCCGCAGCCCCACGAGCGAGCCCUGCUCGUGGCCUUCUCCCGCACCCAGAGGAAGGAGAACCUCUUCAAGGAGAUCCGGGACAAGAUCAAGGCCCUGGGCAGCCCCCCGUUCCUGGAGCCCCCCGAUCCCGGCCAGGAGGCGUUCCUGAAGCGCAGGAAGAGGAGGACCACCAUUGCUGCCCGGUCUGGGGGCAGGGGCCACGGGAAGAAGGCGAAGACUCGCUGCAGCAGGAAGCCCCUGCACGUGAACUUCAAGGAGCUGGGCUGGGAUGACUGGAUAAUCGCCCCCCUGGAUUACGAGGCCUAUCACUGUGAGGGGGUCUGCGACUUCCCGCUGCGCUCCCACCUGGAGCCCACCAACCAUGCCAUUAUCCAGACCCUGAUGAACUCCAUGGACCCGGAGUCCACCCCCCCGAGCUGCUGCGUGCCCUCCAAGCUCAGCCCCAUCAGCAUCCUCUAUAUAGACUCUGGGAACAAUGUGGUUUACAAACAGUACGAGGACAUGGUCGUGGAGACGUGUGGCUGCAGGUAGCAAUUUCUGCAGCUCUCCCUAUCCCUCUUGGCCUUGCUCAGCAGCCCUGCCCAUUUUAUAUAUAUAUAUAUAUAAUAUAAAUAUAUAUAUAUAUAAAAUAUCUCUCUCUCUAUAUAGAUAUAUACACACAUACACAUUGUGGUGUGUGCCUUUACAAAAGCCAAGCUCAGAGCAGGUGUCCCCUGUCUUCCCUGGGCCGCCCUGGCCAUGACCCCAGGAGGGAUGGGGGAUGCCCCUCUGAGACUGAGGCUGCCACCAUCUCUGUGCCUUGCUGGGACCCUCCUGGAAAAGGGGGACAUACAGGCUGGCAGAGCCCACAGGGAAUGUCUCCUCAGCCUCUGAGCUCUGCCUGAUUCACUUGGUUUGCCUAAGUGGAGCUGACAACUUCUUUCCCAAAGGUUUUGGAAAAUGUCUAGCCAAAAUUGUCUUGGUUGGAAUCAUGACCUGGCGUGGGGGGGAGGUGGAGUGGUGUCUGCAGCAGAGGGAUUGGGUCAGCAUCAUCCUCUGGCUGUGGCAGUGGGAUGGAGGUGAGGUAGGAAUGCUCUUUUCUUUGAGUUAAAGGAGUUUUUCUGGCAGUCUUCAAAUUGCUGCCCUGGGUUUCCUGAUGGAAAAAGAAGAGAUCCCUGGGGAAAGGCAGGGGGUGGAGAACCUGUGGCUGGUGUGGGUUGUAAUCACUUGGUCCAGGCCUGUUUGCAGUGGGGAGAGGUUUGUGAAUCUGCUGGCAGAGACAGGAAUGAAGGAGAACCAGAGGCUAAAAGAGUCAGGUAUGAAGCAGAGGUUGUGCUCUUACAAAGAUGGGAUGGCCCUGGGAGGUGUUAGCUGGAGAUGCCUCCACUCCACAUGGUCAGAAGAGCUGGUUUUGUUGUCUGUGUCCUGCAGGAGGUACUGGCUGGUGAGUCCCCUCACUUUCCUGCACAAACUGCAUUUCCAAGGCAUACUGGAAACCCGGCAUCAGGCCCACAAGUCACACAGUCAUCCUGAACAUGAAACAAAGAUCCCAAGUUCCCUAGGGAAGAGCCAUUUUGCUUGGGUUCUUCUCUUUCCAAAUAAUUUCUAUAAACGCACUUAGCUCCACCCUAUCUUCCUUUGGCAUCGAUUUCCCAGGGAGCUGUGUCCCUCCCUGGAGUGCUCCCUGCUCCAUUAAAGGAGCUGGAUCCUCCAGGAACAGACUUUUCCCAUGCAGAGGGCUGAGUGCUGCCCUCAGGGACUGCUGUAUGAAGUGGGGUGCUUUGACGUUUGCUGAAAGGACUGCAGGGUUUUAGUAACUCAGGAGCUGAGUUAAUAAAUUACACCUUUAAACCAGAGAAGCUCUUCAUCCAUGCCAGGGUGUGCUUUGGAUGCUGGGAAGCUUUUCUGCUGCACCUCAGUGGGUUUUGGUACCAAACUUUGGCUUCCUGGGUGGCUUGGCUUAGACCAGAGAUGCAUUUGCCCAGAUUUGGUGUUUGAUGGCUUGUUUUUUUCUCAUGGCCAGGGUGUUAGUGUGUAAGCAUCAGUGCUUAUUAGCGAUGGUAGUUUGCCUUUGGAGGAGAAAAGUCCCUGCUGGAAAACAUGGGGUUUUUCCUUCAUAAAUCCAGUUGUCCUCCAUGACAGAGGUCUUCUGCUGGGAGGGCUGAGCUAGACCAGGGCAGAGAGGGGGUUGCCUCAAAGAUCUCUACUGAGAGCCAAAUAAUUUCAAAGAUCAGGAAAGACUUGGUGAGGUUCAACAGCCCCUUCCCCCCAAGUGCAUCAGUAGGAAGUAACUGUGUCCAUUGGAAACAGUGACAGAUCCACUGGGAUAACACUCCCAGCCUCCCUCCAUCCGUGCCCACAGAGCCUGCUCUGCAUCCUCAGGCUGGGCCAAGUGGUAGCUCAGAGGAGCGAGUGUGGUGCCCAAAAGUGUCAUGUACCUGCAUGUCUGACACCUGCAGAGCUCCUCUGGCUUUACAUCCGUGCAUCCAAGAGGAAAACCCAAUCUUCCUGCCUCAGCAUGAAUAUAAAUAUAUGCUAAUGAUGUACCUGUCUCCAGGGGGAUGCUCAGCCAUGGAGGUGGGGUGGGGAGGGGAGGAAGGAUCAGGUCCAUGCCGUGGCUUUUCUCCCUGUCAGCAUUUGGGGAGGCUGAGGUUCCUGAGUGGGUGAGGAGGGGUCAGCACGGGGGUUUGUGGAUUUCCUCUGCCCUUUGGCUUCAGCACAGCUGCUUGGGGAAGGAGGCUGGUGCAGCAGAGCUCGAGCUGCCAGAUUCUACAUCAGUUAUAAAGUUACCAAGCUUUGGAAGUACCUAAUUUUUAAAUUGCCUUGGUUGUUUGAUAGCUUUUCUCGCUGCUGAGACAAUUUUUAAAAUGGUUUUGUUUCUUUUACCCCCUCCCCUUCCUCCAAAUAUUUGUGGUAAAGGUUCAUGGGCAGUUCAAAUCCAAGCAAGAUACAUAUAUAGCUCCUGGCAGCUGCUGGUGGCUCUUGUGAGCCUUCACCAAAAGGUGUCCUGAGACCUGCUCCUGUGGUACUGUGUCCAAGGGGAGGUAAUGCCAGUGACUCCCAUUUUUGUGGGUUUGUUUCAGCCAGGGUUGCAGGGAGCAGGCAGAUGUCACCCACCUCAUGUCUGGAGGUGGCUGAUGGAGAGGAGGGUAAUAGGUUGGCUCUUGCAACUCUUCACCCCAGCCCCUAUUCUGGGGCAGUGCCCACUGCUGGGGCUUUUGUCCUGAACCCCAUGAUGGCUCUGCUGGUGCUGGGACAAAAGCAGUGGCUCAGUUGCUGCAGUUCCGUGGCCUGGAUCACUAGGAUAAAUGAGAGGGGAAGAUUUGGGGGAGCCCAGAGGCCGCUGCUGGCAGUGAUGCUGUCCAUGGUUUCACCCACUGGGAACCCAACUUGGCUCUCCUGGCUGUGGGCACCCUUGAACAUGAGUGCUUGGUCGGGGAGCAAACUUCAUCCCCCCGAGAGGAGCCCAGCAGUGCCGGGGCCUGUGCCAAGUGCCUUCUGUUCCUUCCCUGGGCAAACAGCCUCUGGAGGAUAAAGGAUGGAGCUGGAUCCUCUUCCUGCUUCUCUAAGGAGUCAGGGGAGGCAGCUCCCUGCCUAGGGCUGCUCUAGGUGAUGUGUAUGAGCAGGGCAGGGCUGGAGGAGAGUGGAUCUGGGGGCUUUGGUGGGGAACUGCUGUUCCUCCCAAGCGAGAGGAUCGGCUGCAGGGCUUGGCUGUGACGUUGCUCGUUGCUCCCAGAGGAAUAUUUCCAGAGCAAAAGCCACCACUGUCCCCGUCGUGAAUCCCUGCAUGAUGACUGCAAGGGCUGCCUCUCCAUCCCCAGGCAGAUUUGGAGAUUGCACCAAACAGUGGGACUGGUCUGGGGCAACAACCAUCAGAGGUAUUGCAAAUGUGUAGAGGUUUAGGUUAAAUAUUUGGGGAAAAAAGUCACAGAAAGUAUUAUAAAGCUCUGCCCAGGGAAGUGUAGUCACCAUCCCUCUGGAAGUGUUCAGAGACUGUGUGGAUAUGGCAGUUGAGAGACAGUUGAAUGGUGAAUAUGGUGGUGAUGUGGGGUUGAUGGUAGGACAUGAUCUUUUCCAACCUUAAUGAUUAAAUGAUUCUAAGUGGAAGUGGUGGGUGUGAAAGCCUUUCCCAGGCAAGGAGGUUCUCUCAGCUGAGUUGUUGCAGCCCUACACUGCUGGGGCAACACAGGGAUGUGUCUGUAGAGGGCAUGGAGCAGUGAAUCCUGCCUUUGGAGAGAGGUUGGUGGGGCACUGGCUGCAGGAUAGCAGUGGCCCAGCCCAGCCCCCAUCCUUGGAGCUGCUUCUCCAAAGAAAAUCUCUGGCUCUAAUGCCAAAGGAAAGGCCCAGAAAAAAUGUAUUUCUGAUCAGUUGCUUCUUGCCUGAGCUGAUUUUUGGGCACAUGUAAACUUUAUAAAUAUGAGACUAGAGGUUGAACAUGGACAAAUAUUAAUUCAGCAAUCUCAGAGUGAUUUUAAUGGAUAAUUAUAGGUUCUCAAUCUGCAGUAUUUAUACAACCUUUCGAGUUAAAAAAAACCCCAACAGUUUCCAUGCAGUGCAUAUUCUACUGGAGGAAUUGUUUGACCUUGAGCACCAUUUUUAUCUGCAGGAUAUAAUUACACUGAAACUAGAAAUAUUGAGCAUUUGAAAAGGACUCUAUCCAUGCCUAACUGGCUCCCUCCUCUCUGACAUGGGAAUGUAAUUGCACAGGAGUAGGGAAACUUGCAGAGUGAUCUAAUUUGACUUAGAAGCACUGGGGCUGGGAUUUGGGGAAACUUGCCCAGUUGGGACAGGGAGUGACAGGUCUAUGUGCCUUAUCUGGGGGUUCUUCGAGCUUGUGCUCAAGCCAUUGCCUUCAGGAACAGUCAGAAGCAAAAUUGCUUUAUUCCUUGUUUAACCCUGGUCACCAGGGCUGCUUCUGGUCUAGAAAUAUUUCCCAAGAAUCACAGAUUUUAUUUUU
This is a messenger RNA of Taeniopygia guttata (zebra finch), 5656 nucleotides long. RefSeq names its product growth differentiation factor 7 (gene GDF7). Gene Ontology annotation, molecular function: cytokine activity; growth factor activity. Gene Ontology annotation, cellular component: extracellular region. NCBI's taxonomy places the organism in Eukaryota, Metazoa, Chordata, Aves, Passeriformes, Estrildidae. The record is from RefSeq and is a predicted model, not a curated record. Gene Ontology annotation, biological process: BMP signaling pathway.